AUGGCGACUGAGGCCAAGCAAAUGUUAGAAAAGCAAGUGGAAGCCAUGCUAGCGUUGGUGAACUUGAAUGCCAGGGCAGCUGGCAGCAGUUGCUCACUCACUUCCCUGACCCCAGUCCUUCUGACAGAAAAGGAAGGGGGGCAGCUGCUGCCAGAUGAGGUGCUGGACGAGGCUGUGCCAGGGUACCGGGCCCCGGGGAGGAAGAGCCUCCUAGAGAUCCAGCAGCUGGACCCAGACGAUGAGAGCCUGGCCAAGUACAAGCGGGUGCUUCUGGGUCCCCUGCUGCCGGCCGUGGACCCAAGCCUGCCCAACGUGCAGGUGACCAGGCUGACUCUGAUGUCUGAGCAGGCUCCCGGGCCCAUGACCAUGGACCUCACAGGGGAGCUGGCUGCACUGAAAAAUCAGGUGUUCGUCCUGAAGGAGGGUGUUGAUUACAAAGUGAAGAUCACCUUUAAGGUCAAUAAGGAAAUUGUCAGUGGCCUCAAGUGUCUGCAUCACACCUACCGCAGGGGCCUGCAAGUGGACAAGGCUGUGUACAUGGUGGGCAGUUAUGGCCCAAGAGCCCAGGAGUAUGAGUUUGUAACUCCGGUGGAGGAGGCGCCAAGAGGCGCCCUGGUGAGGGGCGCCUACGUGGUCACAUCCUUCUUCACUGAUGACGACAGGGCAGACCACCUUUCCUGGGAGUGGGGCCUCCACAUCUGCCAAGACUGGAAGAGCUGAGCGCCCACCCCCCUGCCCUGCUCCAGGACCUGUCUCCCCACUCGGGGUCCUUGUUCCCUCUGCCUCUGUCAGUCACUGCACAGGGACCCUCACGCAUUCUCCAGCCCCCUCAGUCAGUGACCAGCCCUCUCAUGCCCUCUGCCCCGUCUCAGGACACCCCCUCCCGGGCCUGGCGCUGUGCCCUGAAUAGCCCUAUUAAACUCCACCUGUCUCAGUG
Molecule: messenger RNA, 937 nt
Organism: Myotis brandtii (Brandt's bat)
Lineage: Eukaryota; Metazoa; Chordata; Mammalia; Chiroptera; Vespertilionidae
Gene: ARHGDIG
Product: Rho GDP dissociation inhibitor (GDI) gamma
Exons: 6
Coding region: 1-720 (239 amino acids)
Biological process (GO): Rho protein signal transduction
Cellular component (GO): cytoplasm; membrane; cytosol
Molecular function (GO): Rho GDP-dissociation inhibitor activity; protein binding
Source: RefSeq, a predicted model, not a curated record